Messenger RNA from Desarmillaria tabescens, 777 nucleotides. RefSeq lists its product as uncharacterized. The transcript has 9 exons. The coding region runs from base 1 to 777 and encodes 258 amino acids. NCBI's taxonomy places the organism in Eukaryota, Fungi, Basidiomycota, Agaricomycetes, Agaricales, Physalacriaceae. The record is from RefSeq and is a predicted model, not a curated record.
AUGAUUGGCGUAGAUUGCGCAGAAGUCGCAAUAUUUCAACGUCGUAUAUGCAGCGACUUCCUUGACUAUCUGCGAAUAUCCCUCGCGAAGCCUCUAAAAGAGCUCAGACGACGAGAGAGUAGGGUCUUUAGAAGAAGUGUUUUUCAUUCUGUACUCCAAGUCGUUAUUCCAAAUACGGCCUCAGAUCUGAGGGAACCAAAUUUUGCUGCGUCUGCGGUGAAGUUGAAGUUGCAGUUGGAAAUUGAAAUUGGCAAUUUCUCACGCGGUUUUCUAUGCUCAGGCAAUCCAAGUCUUGGGAACACUUUUACUUCAGAUUCUAUCUUGUGCGUCGGCAUAAUUUCGAUUCGUGUCUCGUUCGGUGGCGGUAUUGGGUUGAUAUUGGGUCCUGAAAAUUCCGGCACUGUCAAAAAGAAAUACUACAUGUGCCAUAUGAGACAGCGUACCUGUUGCCAUGUUAACUUUACAAGCUAUCAGAAGGACGACUCACUAGUGGGUGUGUUCAGUGGCAUUAUUACGGUCUGCGUUGCACCUGCCAAUGAGUCAAACCUGACCAGGGGAACAUCCGACACGAGUGUGUUUGCAAAGCCGGGAAAGUUCAUCAACGUAGAAGAGAUCGCCUUCUCUGCUCUGAAGAAAUGGGCGAGUAACAUGCCACGAAAAAAGGGGGCUGCACUUUCGAACUUUCUAAUCCCAAAUGCGAUUCUUGUUGGAAUGCAAUGGCCAACGCCUCCUCAGGCACAUAGGACAUCGCGGUACGGCAUUUCCACCAAGAAAUAG